Sphaerodactylus townsendi is the source of this 4414-nucleotide messenger RNA. RefSeq names its product protein arginine methyltransferase 7 (gene PRMT7). Gene Ontology annotation, molecular function: protein-arginine omega-N monomethyltransferase activity. The transcript has 18 exons. Bases 629 to 2704 code for a protein of 691 amino acids. NCBI's taxonomy places the organism in Eukaryota, Metazoa, Chordata, Lepidosauria, Squamata, Sphaerodactylidae. The record is from RefSeq and is a predicted model, not a curated record. Gene Ontology annotation, biological process: peptidyl-arginine methylation.
GCAAGCGUUUAAGAAGUUACUGUAAAACUGGAGCAGCGUUUAAGAAGUUACCGUAAAACUGGAGCAGCAUUUAGGAAGUUACUGUAGAACUGGAGCAGCGGGGCAGUGGUUAGAGCGGUGGGAAACAUGGGGCCACCGCGCCCCUCUAAUGUGGCAGGGAGAUGAACGCAGCCAAACGGGUCCAAACCUAUCUAUAUACACACACGUGUGUGUGUAUAUAUGCAUAUGUGUAUAUGUAUGCAUAUAUAUGUAUGCGAAUACACAAACAGACCCUCACAACAACCGUUUGAUGUAGAAACACAGGAGCAAAGCCUCCUGAUCAUUCCAGAGAUCAUACCAGGAACAAAAAAAGGGCUGGGAAACCUGCCCCACAGAGGAGCUGUUGCGGAGACAGAACAGAUGAUAUCUCUGCAUCAACUUCUCGCCCUCUGCACAUCUGAACACAGACCCUGUCCCUCUCGUGUGGAAUCCGGAAGUAUUUGAGUUGCUUGUCAUAUCUGGCGCGUUGCAUUUUGGGAAGAUGGCGGCGCCCUGCGUGUAAGGCAAGGGGUGGCUGCCAGUUGUUCCUGAGCCCCACACUGGAGAGCUUCUAAACAAAAGCUUUCAUCGCACCUGCCAAGGCAAAGCAAUGAUGAAAGUUUUCUGUGGAAGAGCCAAUCCAACCACGGGAGCUGUGGAGUGGUUGGAAGAAGAUGAAAACUACGACUAUCACCAGGAAAUUGCAAGGUCAUGUUACGCAGACAUGCUGAAUGACAAAGACAGGAAUGUAAAGUACUUCCAAGGCAUUCGUGCUGCAGUGAGUCGAGUGAAAGCAAGAGGGGAAAAGGCAGUUAUCCUGGAUAUCGGCACAGGCACGGGGCUUUUGUCCAUGAUGGCUGUGACAGCGGGCGCCGAUUUCUGCUAUGCUGUUGAGGUUUUCAAACCAAUGGCAAAUGCAGCGAUGAAAAUUGUGGAGAAGAACGGCUUGAGUGAUAAGAUAAAGAUAAUCAACAAGCAUUCCACUGAAGUCACUGUUGGCCCUGAUGGAGAUAUGCCGUGCCGGGCAAAUAUCCUAAUAACAGAGCUCUUUGAUACUGAACUGAUUGGCGAGGGGGCUCUGCCCUCUUAUGAGCAUGCUCACAGACACCUUGUACAGGAGGGAUGUGAGGCCGUGCCCCAGAGGGCAAGGGUGUACGCUCAGCUGGUGGAGUCUGAACGAAUGUGGUCCUGGAACAAGCUGUUUCCCAUCCACAUCCAAACUGCAGAUGGUGAAAAGACCGUUGUUCCCUCGCCUGAAAUGGAAGACUGCCCUGGUUCUCCUUCCGUCUACGAUAUCCAGCUGAACCAGGUGCCCUUCAAAGACUUCACUGCUCUCACUGACGUUGUUACCAUGUUCAGUGUAGACUUCAGCAAGCAAGUAAGCCAAGCUCCUACCUGCUUCACAGUGGAGCUGGAGCCUAUCCGAUCUGGUCGAGCCCAAGUGGUCCUCUCCUGGUGGGACAUCGAUAUGGACCCUGAAGGGUCAAUCACGUGUACAAUGGCCCCCUACUGGGUGCAAGAGACUUACGAGGAUCUCUCGUGGAGAGAUCAUUGGAUGCAGUGUGUCUAUUUCCUUCCAAAGGAGGAACCUGUUCUCCAGGGUCAGAGUGUGAACCUGACUGCCUUUCGUGACGAUUACUCCAUAUGGUAUAAGCUUCAAAAAGUCCGAAGCAAAGAGGCUACAGCCGAGGUCGCCAUUGAGAGUCCUGUGUGUCGGUGCCAGGCCCACCUUCUGUGGAACAGGCCGCGGUUUGGAGAGCUGAAUGAUCAGGCCCGGACAGCCCAGUACUUGCGAGCUCUGAAGGAGGUUCUGAAGCCCAACAGCGUUUGCCUGUGCAUCAGUGAUGGCAGCUUGCUUCCUAUCUUGGCUUGCUACCUGGGAGCAGAACAGGUGUUUACCCUGGAGAGUUCCACAAUCUCCUGCUCGCUCAUGAAGAAAAUUUUUAAUGCCAACCACCUACAGGAUCAAAUUAAAAUCAUAGAGAAACAUCCAGAAUCGAUUAUCUCUUCUGAUCUGGGAGACAAAAAGGUAUCGCUGUUAGUCGGAGAGCCUUUUUUCUCCACCAGCUUACUGCCAUGGCACAAUCUAUACUUCUGGUAUGCCCGGUCUGCAGUGGCAAGCCACCUUACAAGCGACGUCACAAUCCUGCCCCAGUCUGCUUCACUGCAUAUGAUGAUCGUGGAGUUCAAGGACUUGUGGAGAAUACGCAGCCCAUGCGGCACCUGUGAGGGUUUUGAUGUUCAGAUUAUGGAUGAGAUGAUCAAGACUUCCUUAGACUUCAGGGAAUCCAGAGAAGCAGAGCCUCACCCACUGUGGGAAUACCCUUGCAAAUCACUGUCUGAUCCUCUGGAGGUCUUGACAUUUGACUUCAGAGAAACGGUGCCAGAGCGCUCCGUCGGGAAGGAGGGCACUGUAAAUCUGUUGAGGCCUGGCAAGAGUCAUGGAGCUGUUCUUUGGAUGGAAUAUAAUCUGACUUCCACUCUUUCGGUUAGCACAGGACUCGUGAAACUUUCAGAUGAAAAGGGCUACUGUCAGUGGGUUCCUCACUGCAAACAGGCCGUGUAUUUCUUGAGCACCGUUUCUGCGCCCGAGACUGUUGCCGACCACCUCUCUGCAGCUGCAUACUCGAUAAGCUUCAAUCCCAAGACUGGAGACGUUAUCAUGGAUUUUAAACUCUUAAGUUAAUGUGGCAUCUCUUCCACCGAAGAACCCCCUUCUCCUCCCCACCAAGAUACUAAUAAAUAUAUGGGGCACUGUUCUCCUGGGCUACUUUCCCCUUGAAAAGUGAGAACGAAACCCGAAGUGGCCUCUGAGCAGUUAUUGUGCUGUGUGCAGAUAUGCUGCUUGGUCAUGAGAAAACUGAAUCUCUGAAUUGCUCUGAAAAUAUCAGUAAAGUAUUAAUGUACACACCAGGCUUCCCAGCCAGGCCGGGGACUUACAUUCAGUGGUGGGAUUCAGCCGAUUCGCAGCGGUUCGGUAGAAUUGGUAGCUAAUUUUUUUCUAGUUUGGCAAACCGGUUGUAAUCCCACCACUGCGCCCCCCCCUCCCCCCGCCCAAUGAGCUGAGGGGGCGGCAGCAGCCAGCGGCAAGCCACUUGAGCUGAGGGGGCGGCAGCAGCCAGCGGCAAGCCACGAGCCUGCCGGCUGCUGCCGCCCCCCCCCCCCCGCCCGCCGCUGAACCAGCACCAGGUGUUAAAUUAUUUGAAUCCCACCACUGCUUAUAUUGGUUGGGUCCCAUGGAUCUUUCCUCUGGCGGAACAAACCUUUCCGAUUGCAGGAGGCUCAAAGGGAAAAGAAAUGAGAGACUCAGUAGCUAGUAGGUGGUGGUACCUUUUGCUGGAGGGAAGAGUCUCUGUUAGCAGAAUGGAUCUGCAGGAUCCAAUUGGCUGUCUAGUUUUUUAUUUGCCUUCUUGCUAGAUUAGCAAAGUCAGGCUCGUGCUAAUUGCUGGCUCAGAUGUUUGCAGCUGUUGCUCAACUUUCUGUUACAGGACUCUCUUCUUUCCUUUUCACCGUGACGGGUGAACAGAUGAACUUGGAGCAUGGAGUACUAGACCAGCGUUUUCCAUAUUUCUUUUUUACAUUUGUAUGUUGCUUUGUAGCCGAAGUUAUUACGCUGGCUUUCUGUAAAACGUUAAAACAAGUGAAACAGGAUGACAAUCAAAUGAAGUUCAGGCAAGAAAAUUGAUGAGCAGGUCAAUAAAAACAGUCCAGUAAACAGGCCUUUGGGGCAGGAUCAGAUUUAGAAUUCUGACAAGCUGUUAUGACCCCCCCCCCCGGUUUUCCCACCUUUUAACAGCAGGGGGCGCAGCAGACAAAGAAAACUGCAUUGGUUUUUUCCCUUGCUGUGGAGGAAUGCAGUUUCAUUUCCAGCUGGACUUUGUGAGGGAGGAAAGCGCAGAUAACUUUGUAAAAAGGGGAAGAUCUAACAGUGGAGGGCAGGUCUGGCAGAGGUGUCCUAGCUGGAUAUCCGGAACUUCAGCCUUCUCUUAUUGAGAAACUGCUGGUCACCAACAGUGCUAAGGAUGAGAUCACCUUUGCAAUGAAUGUCUCAUUGGAGGGAACUGCCCCCCCCCACCCCGUCUGACACCUCUCCCCAGGAGGCCUUUGUUGUUUUCCUUCUAUUUCUGCAUUCUGCUACUAGCUCCAUAGACAACUUCCCUCCCCCAAAGUGCAAAACACAAACCUCACCGUAUCCUGGGGAACCAAUCCUUUCACCUGGAGGUUUUGGGAGGGAAUGUUUGCAUAAUUGUCUCCUCUUUUUUGAAUGGUCCCAGACGACACCCCUCGUCUUUCUCAGGGAAUAAGCACGGCCAAGAUAGGAGCCUUGUGUCAGAUUUCAGCUCCUCUCCACUUCCCCUAAUUUGUAUUUGUGCUCAGAAUAAACUUGUGAACAUGG